UGGUAAAUUGGUUAGUAAAGGCAGGAAGUUGCUUUCUCAUCGUUACACUCAAAAGAUGGCACUUGCUAGUGUGUUAAAUAGUGAUUUUGGUGAUUUUUCUUAUGAAAAAUGCCAGCCGGUCGACUUUAUAGGAGGUAUGGGUCUUAGCGGUGGGGGUUUUGAGUCUGCUCCGGGGGAAAGUCUUAGCUUCACCGUCAAGAACCCGCUGUGUGCCGAAGCCGAAGAUGAUGUCGAGAAGAAAAUACAGUUUCUGCAUGGGACCACCACCUUAGCUUUCAAGUUCCAGCAUGGUGUUAUUGUGGCAGUGGAUUCUCGGGCCACAGCAGGCGCCUAUAUCGCCUCUCAGACGGUGAAGAAAGUGAUUGAGAUCAAUCCAUACUUACUGGGCACAAUGGCUGGAGGAGCUGCAGAUUGUAGUUUUUGGGAGCGUCUUUUAGCCCGUCAGUGCCGCAUCUACGAGCUUCGGAACAAGGAGCGCAUCUCUGUGGCUGCAGCCUCCAAGCUACUGGCAAACAUGGUGUACCAGUACAAAGGCAUGGGACUCAGCAUGGGGACAAUGGUCUGUGGAUGGGACAAGAGAGGACCAGGACUCUACUAUGUGGACUCAGAGGGGAACAGAGUGUGUGGUGACCUGUUUGCAGUGGGCUCUGGCUCCAUGUAUGCCUAUGGUGUGAUGGACAGCGGCCUGCGGCAUGACUUGACCGUGGAAGAGGCCUGUGAUCUGGGGCGCCGUGCCAUCUACCAAGCAACAUACCGUGAUGCCUACAGUGGAGGGCAGGUCAACCUCUACCAUGUCCACAGUGAGGGCUGGACCAGGAUCUCCCAGGAUGAUGUCCUAAAGCUGCACCAGCAGUAUAAGGAGCAGGCUUAGGCCAUAGAGGGCAAAGGGGUGAAUUAUAGUUUUUUUAGGGAUUUGUUCACAUAAAUGUUUAAGAUGUUCUGUAAUGUAACAUAAAUAAAGAAAAAACUCCAAACAGUUCAAUUCUACUUCCAUUACUUCACUGACCCAUUUUGACUUGUGACUAGCUUUAAGCCUUUGUUACAUUGUGUAUUUAAAAACCCAUAAGCUCAAUUUAACCAACACUUAGAAUUACUUGAGGCCUGAGG
Molecule: messenger RNA, 1107 nt
Organism: Periophthalmus magnuspinnatus
Lineage: Eukaryota; Metazoa; Chordata; Actinopteri; Gobiiformes; Gobiidae
Gene: psmb5
Product: proteasome 20S subunit beta 5
Exons: 3
Coding region: 56-871 (271 amino acids)
Cellular component (GO): proteasome core complex
Molecular function (GO): threonine-type endopeptidase activity
Source: RefSeq, a predicted model, not a curated record